Procambarus clarkii (red swamp crayfish) is the source of this 964-nucleotide messenger RNA. Lineage: Eukaryota; Metazoa; Arthropoda; Malacostraca; Decapoda; Cambaridae. The record is from RefSeq and is a predicted model, not a curated record.
UGAUAUGUGGGUCACCAGGCAACAUACGGAGGAUCAUGUUGGCCGCUGCGGGGCUCAACAUGGUGGCUACAGGCGAGUAUGCGUUCUUCAACAUAGAGAUCUUUACAGGGACGUCUGCGAACUACAAGCCGUGGCUCAACACCAGUGACACGGAGGAACGGAAUGAGCUGGCGAAGAAGGCGUACGAGGCCGUCUUGACCGUGAUGGCCAGGGCCCCCAGUAGUGACCAGUACAAGAACUUCUCCAGUCAGGUGAAGAAGAUCGCCCAGGAGGAGUUCCUCUACACCUACGAGGAGGAGAGUGUGAACCCCUACGUCGCCGGGUUCUUCGAGGGUAUACUGGUGUACGCAGCAGCUCUCAACUCGACACUGCGUGAGGGCGGGCGGCUGGCUGAUGGCAAACACAUUGUAGCCAACAUGUGGAACAGAACCUUUGAUUCUAAUGUGGUUCCUCCAUGGUUUACUGGGAACAUUUCGAUCGACGCGAGUGGUGAUAGAAAGGCUGACUACUCGCUGUUGGAUAUGAACCCUGUCACUGGCAUCUUUGAGUCGGUGGCGACUUACUACGGCCAGAGUGAAAGUCUUCAGUUUACUGGGAACAUCUCGUGGCCCGGGGGGCGGCCCCCCCGUGAUCAACCAGUCUGUGGCUUUGACAACUCCAGGUGUCCCGAGCCCCAGGGACCCUGGAGUAUAGUGGCCGGCCUCCUGGCACUCCUCGUGGUCCUCAUGGGUGUUGGCAGCGUCUUCAUUUACAGGUAAAUAGCAUCAUUUACACACCUGCUCACCUCUUGACACGUAAGUUACUCCCAUAUUUACAUGUCUCAUUUACAGCCUUAGUUAAAUGCGUUAUGUAAACCUUACAAUUAUGAACUUGUUUACCCAUAUGAUCUUUAUUUACAUGAUUUACAAAAUUAUGAUUUACAAUUGUAUAGGGAUUGGGUGGAUGGGUUAGGGAUAGGAUGAAG